Molecule: messenger RNA, 5722 nt
Organism: Corapipo altera (White-ruffed manakin)
Lineage: Eukaryota; Metazoa; Chordata; Aves; Passeriformes; Pipridae
Gene: FMN1
Product: formin 1
Exons: 18
Coding region: 35-3760 (1241 amino acids)
Biological process (GO): actin nucleation
Cellular component (GO): actin filament; nucleus; cytoplasm
Molecular function (GO): microtubule binding
Source: RefSeq, a predicted model, not a curated record
CCGCCUGUUGCAGCCAGUCCCACCGGCUGCCUGAAUGCGCGUAGUGAGUGUUCAGCAGUCAGCAGCACUGCUAGAAGCGAACCUAUUCUGCGCUUCACGCAACAUGGAAGAAGAUAAUGGCGUGCCCGAUUGUAGCGAGCUUUUACACUUGAAGAGUACAGCAGAAACAGAACCUGACCCUUUCACCACAUUUUCUGUAAAAACACUGUUUGGAUUUACAACAAAGUUUGAAUCUACAGGUUCCAAAGAAGAAACAGUGCUUAAAGCAUUUCAGCCUUUGCAGAGCAAUAUAAACACUCAUGCUAACACCUGGCAUGAGAGGAAUGAUAAUGGUUGUAAUGGCGACUCAGAAAAUCAGCAGAGCAUGAAUAGUACCAGUGGCCGAGAUGACCCAAUGUCCAGCAGGCAAGCAGGCCUGGAGCUGGAGUUAGCUGACCAAAACGAAUUACUUCUUCAGCAUUUAAGGUUUGUACAGACUUCUUUGUCUGAAUCGGACAAUGAUGACAAGGAUGCUAUUCUCGUACAAGGUACUUUGGUUCAUACAACAAGUGACACAGAAUCGGACACAGAGAGUAAAGACCUAAACACCGAUGAAAACAAUACAAGCAAAUAUGGACGAAAUAAUGCUGCUUUGUCUGCUGAGGCUUUGGACAGUAGCAGUCAAAAUAAGGAAGAUUCAGAAUCAGAAGAGCACAGCAACAGUGAUGACGCUGUGGAUGCAGAUGGCAUUGAGUUAUAUCCACAAUUUUCUAAGCAGCUCCCGAACGAGCUGGAUAGUAUUUUAGAGCAUGACUCCAAUGGAAAAGACAAAAUGUUAAUGGAUGAGCAAUUCAGUUGCUUGCUUGCUACAGGGGAAUGCCCUCAAGAACUUUCAGAUGAAGAACAAAGACCUUCAGUUGAUAAUAUAUCACUCCAAAAACCAGCACUGGCUGAAAAGACUUUCCAGCUGCCUGCCUUCUUUAGUGGACUACGUGUGAGGAAAAAGGGACUAACCACGGAAGAUGUGGAAACUGUUACAGAAAUUAAACCGAGGGAGAAUGAUUUAGCUCUGCUUAAGUUACGACAGCCUGUUAAGAAAUCCAGUAUUGCAUCAGGUUUGACCAUUAAAAAAAAAACAUCUGAACCUAAAGCAAAUCCGACUUUCCUGGAACAGCUCUCGCACUUGUUAAACAUAGAUGUCUCCAAGAAUGAAGGUAGAACUGAGGACUCUGGUGAGGCAUCUGGGGAGACCGAGGACAGCGAUGAAGCUCAAGAGAACAAAGCCUCCAGCAAAAGAGAACCACGAUUUCCCUCUGAGGAGAUAAAAUCAAGCCCUGCUGAAUCUGCACUGGACGUCUUUAAAGCUUUAUUCACGCGGCCUCCCAAGAAAGAAACAACUGCAGAUACUUCAGAGCUGGAAGCCAUAAAACGCAAAAUGAGAAAUGAAAAAGAGUCCUUGAAAGCUGUAUUUGAAAGGUCAAAAUCAAAACCUGGGGAUGGACCAUCAGACAAAUCUCCUGACCUGAGUCCCUCAGAGCAAGAUGACAAGACUCCAGGGAGACUCCAGACUGUCUGGCCACCGCCAAAAGCAAAGCACGAAGAAGUAAAAGUAGGAUUAAAGUACACAGAAGCAGCUCACCUAAACGUUUACAAGGAGGGACCACCAGAGUACCAAGCUGCCAUUUUACAUUUAAAGAGGGAACACAAAGAAGAAAUUGAAACAUUAAAGUCUCAGUUUGAACUCAGGGUAUUCCAUAUUCGUGGAGAACAUGCUGUAUCAACUGCUCAGCUUGAGGAAACCAUUGCACAUCUGAAAAAUGAACUUGAUAAUAAAUUAAACAGAAGAAAUGAAAAAACAAAGGAUAUUGGUGUUUCUACUGAAGAUGAUAAACCACCAAAGGCAUACCGAAAUGUAUGUAUACAGACUGACAGAGAAACUUUCAUAAAGCCUAGUGAAGAAGAUAACAGAGCUGUGAAAAAUAACCAAAUAGUACCCAAAAAGCUUAAUAUUUCUUCUUUGUCACAUAGUAUUUCUACCCAAAGUGAAAAUAAGGACAAUUACAAUGUACAGUCUUCAGAAAGUGUCUUAUCUUGUCAACCAAAACAAAUGCUGCCUCCUCCACCACCACCACCUCCUCCUCCUCCACCACCCCUUCCUGAAUCUUCACUGUCGGGUUUAGUUCCUCCACCACCACCUUUGCCAAUGGGUUCAACUUCACUGACAUCUCAGUUUGGAUCUAGUGCACCACUGUCACCUCCACUUUCUGAAGGCUGUAGGAAUUUACAAGCACCGCCACCACCGCCACCACCACCACUUCCAGGGCUGGGACCUCCUGUUCCACCUCCACUGCCUGGAUCUGGGUUACCUCCACCUCUUCCACCUCCUGGGCCUGGGUUCUUUUUUAAUAGCACUUUAUGUUCAAACCAAGGUCCUCGAAAACCUGCCAUUGAACCUAGCCGUCCCAUGAAGCCUUUGUACUGGACACGGAUACAAUUGCAAGAUAGCAGGAAAACUGCUGUGCCAACUUUAUGGGAAUCACUAGAAGAACCUGAUAUACUUGAUACUACUGAGUUUGAAUAUUUAUUCUCCAAAGACACCACUCAGGAAAAAAGAAAACCAUUAUCAGAGACUUACGAAAAAAAAACUAAGGCCAAAAAGAUUACCAAACUGUUGGAUGGAAAACGGUCUCAAACCGUAGGAAUUUUAAUAUCGAGUUUGCAUCUGGAGAUGAAGGAUAUUCAACAAGCUAUACUGUGCGUUGAUGACUCUGUAGUAGAUCUAGAAACACUGGAAGCACUAUAUGAAAAUAGAGCACAAAAGGAUGAACUGGAGAAAAUCAAGCAAUAUUAUCAGACUUCAAAAGAGGAGGAACUGAAGCUUCUGGAUAAACCAGAGCAAUUUUUAUACGAGUUAUCUCAGAUCCCCAACUUUGCAGAACGAGCUCAGUGUAUUAUCUUUCAGUCAGUUUUCUCUGAAGGAAUAACAUCAGUGCACCGGAAAGUAGAUAUCAUAACUCGUGCUUCCAAGGCUUUGCUGAACAUGACAAGUGUAAAGGAAAUUUUGGGGUUGAUUCUGGCUUUUGGAAAUUAUAUGAAUGGCGGGAAUAGGACUCGAGGUCAAGCUGAUGGGUUCGGUUUGGAAAUACUCCCCAAACUAAAGGACGUCAAAAGCAGAGAUAGCGGUAUUAAUCUUGUGGAUUAUGUCGUCAUAUAUUUCCUACGCCAUUGUGAUAAGGAAGCAGGAACAGACAAGAGCAUUUUUCCUUUACCAGAACCACAAGAUUUUUUCCAGGCCUCCCAAGUUAAAUUUGAAGACCUAAUAAAAGACUUAAGGAAACUGAAGAGAGAUCUAGAAGCCUCUGAGAAGCAGAUGAAGUUAGUUUGCAGAGAGUCUUCUGAAGAGCAUCUCCAGCCCUUCAAGGGGAAAUUAGAGGAAUUCUUCCAGAAAGCUAAAGAAGAGCGUAAAAAAGAAGAGAGCAAUUUGGAAAAUGCUCAGAAAUGCUUUGAAGAAACAGUGGAAUACUUUGGGAUAAAGCCAAAGCCUGGCGAGAAGGAGAUCACACCAAACUACGUUUUCACAGUGUGGUACGAGUUCUGCAGUGACUUCAAGACCAUUUGGAAACGAGAGAGCAAAAGUAUUUCCAAGGAACGAAUUAAAGUAGCUCAGCAGUCAGUGAGCAAGUUAACUGCAGAGAAGAAAGUUGAAACGAAGAAGAUCAAUCCUACAGCCAGCCUGAAAGAAAGACUGCGUCAGAAGGAAGCCAAUGUGACUGCCAACUGAAAGAAGAAAGAUGAAAAUGAUGGAGUUAUUUCAUAUCUUGCAUGAUGCUUUAUUACACCCAUGGCCCAGAGAGCACCUUAUGUUAAAUACUGAAUUCUGCUUUGCUAAUCUGUUCCCAGACAAUCCACUAAAGACUUUUGAGUUCCUUCAGAGGGGUUUGUAUGUUCAAUGGAGGGAAUUCUAAGAAGGUUUUUAUAUGGGAAGUCGAAACUGUUUUCUGUAACUCUUCCUUACGUUGCUUAAAAUGCAUCUUGUUGUUAACCGUUAUUUAAAAUACACUGUGCAUAAUGCAUUAAUACAGAACAACUAAAAUGAGCACUUUGGAUGCUGAGUUAAGUAAUGACUAACAACAUGUAGGUUAUAUUUACAGGGUUUUGUGUAGAUGAGGGCCAAUAUGCCACUCCAUUUACAAAAGAUGAUUGCAUCAUAGCUUCUGUUACUUCAGCAGUAACUGAGGUAAAAUUGACUGAUUCUAAAUAAUUUUACAGUGUCUAAGUAUUGGAUGCAUAUUUCUAAAACUGAUUAAAUGUAACUAUAGAUUUAUGCUGUAUUUUACUAUAUUUUUAAAGAAACUUCAGCUUAUGCCAUACAUUGAAAUGGAAAUAAUAUUUUGCACAUGGAAAGGAAUAGUUUCAAAUUCUUUAGUUUUAUGAUUGAUGGCAUAACUGAUUCAUUAUUUUUAUGGUUUUAACCUAACAUUUCCUAAAUUUUAAGCUUCAAAAGAAAAAAGGAUAAAUUGUAUAUUUUUAUUUCAGUAUAUAUUUAAAAUAUCAAUUCCACAAAAUGAUGAUCUUAUUAGUCGUUAUUCAUUGACAUAAAAUACAAUAAUAUGUCUCUAUGAAGUUACGCAUUUGCCAUUAAAUCUCUGGCUUUUAAUUCCAUUGAAAGCUUUCUUUUAAACAGUAAAUAUCUCACUCUAAAAUAUAUAAUGCAGCCUGCUCUUCUCCACCUAUGUUUGUAUGAAGAAUGUGUCCAGCAUACAUGUGUGUGUGUGUGUGUGUGUGUGUGUGUGUGUGUGUGUGUGUGUGUGUAUAUAUAACUGAAUAUCCACUUCCUUGAAGAUUUUUUAAGGAUUUUGAUUCUUAGGAGGAGAAAUCUUGAAGCAGAAGUUAAUUUAAGGUAAAAUAGAAAAGUGACUCUGCUUGCUGUCCACAAGAGAGAAACCUUCUUUAUGAUAAUGGUGUAUGAAGUUGGUUACAAAGAGAAGUUAGGUGAAGCAAAAAGGUGCAAAAAGGUAACAGGGGAAAGGUGUUAGUCCUUUGCUUAGAAACUGGAAGGAAUAUUCAUGAAACAGGCAUCAGUUAUCAUACACCAAAUUUAGUAGAGAAACUGUGAUGAAACCUAAGACAAAGUCAUCCCUAGAGGUGAUACUAAGGAAAUAUUAAGGGAAACAGCAGUUGUAGAGACCCCAUCCGCAAAUUAACUUGAGGAUUUCACUGCAGGUUUCUUAAAUAGUAUCUCUCUCAUUCCUGCAUAAAUAAAAAUAAAGGACUUAAGAUUCUCUUGUAUGUUUUUGAGUUUCUAGCUGCUACAGAUAUACUCAAGAUGUGUGAGCAUAAUUCUUAUGAAAGCAGUCAGUAAUAUGCCAGCAAAAAUAAUCUGAUUUGUAGCUUGACUAGUCCCACUGCAGAGAAAAAAAUUCCAAAGUUUUAAGUUUUCUAUCUUCCACUAAAUAGGCAAAGUACAUUUGUUUCCAAUACUAUUAGUGAUAAGCAAGAGGAGCAAUAAUGCUUAUAAAAGCCAAAGAACAAUAGCAAGCAAGGUAAUUCUGCUGAGUAUUUAAGCAAAUGAGUGUUGAUUUUGGUGUAGUUUUUUAUCUGUAAUGAAGAUAGUGUAUAUUGUCAUUUGACUUGAUCGAGAAUUUUUCAAUGAAGUGUUUUACUUGAAAUAUUAUUCAGCAAGGAUAGCACUGUUUAUGAACAACGAUUUGUCUUGAAAAUUCUCAUUAGAAGUGUAUUGUGG